This is a messenger RNA of Zingiber officinale, 2319 nucleotides long. RefSeq names its product receptor-like protein 46. Lineage: Eukaryota; Viridiplantae; Streptophyta; Magnoliopsida; Zingiberales; Zingiberaceae. The record is from RefSeq and is a predicted model, not a curated record. Gene Ontology annotation, molecular function: protein binding. Bases 1 to 2319 code for a protein of 772 amino acids. The transcript has a single exon.
AUGUCAAAUUUUGAUCUCAGCGCUGCCUCCCAUAAUUUGAUAUCGGCGGUCAACAUGCUACCAUCCCUACGACAAUUAAAUCUAAUUGGUUGUCGUAUUAAUAAUAUCCCCCUUUCUCUUAAUCGUCAUCUCAACCUCACUACUCUAAAGACUCUUGGUCUUGGUUGGAACAAUUUCAACUCUUUUCCUAACUGGUUGUGGAAUCUCACAGGCCUCUCGUCUCUUCACCUUGAUAACUCUGAAAUUCAAGGGGCAUUGCCUAAUGAAAUUGGAAAUUUAAUUAACCUAGUAGACCUUGAUCUUUCUUGGAAUUUGCUCUCCGGUCCCCUUCCUGAUGCCAUUUGGAGAUUGAAACAGCUAGCAAAUCUCAACAUGAGUUUUAAUUUCUUUGGAAAUUCUUUACCAGUCAAGAUUAUGAAUCUAUCGAGCUUAUCCGAACUAAUGCUUGUUAAUUGCUCACUUACUGGUUUGAUACCCAGUGAGAUAGGAAAUUUGACCACUUUAAAUGCUGUUUCUCUUCGAUCUAAUUCACUAUCUGGACCAAUCCCAGGUGAGAUUUGGAAAUUGGUUAACCUAAAUUUCCUUGACCUCUCUGUUAAUUCCAUCGAGGGUGAGAUUUCUGAACUCCACCUUUCCAAUCUAACCAAACUAAAGGCCUUGUUCUUCUGGCAUAACCCUUUCAUUACCAUAGCAAUAAAGCACACUUGGACCCCUCUUUUUCAAUUGCAAAGACUUUGGCUUGGUUCUUUUAAGUUAGGUCCAAAAUUUCCUGCAUGGCUUCGUACGCAACAAUCCAUCACAGAUUUUACAUUAUACAAUACAAGUAUUGAAGGCAACUUACCUGAAUGGUUUUGGAACUCUUUUCCCAUCAUUGCUUUUCUAGAUCUCUCCUACAAUAAAAUUAAUGGUACUUUGCCAACAUCCCUAGAGAAUUUAACUGAAUUAUCUAUGCUAAAUCUUAGAUCAAAUCUACUUGAAGGUCCAAUUCCUCAUUUUCCACCCAACCUAAAUGGAAUAGACCUAUCUGUUAAUGCCUUCUCAGGACCACUACCAUCAACCUUAUUCAUGCCAUAUUUAGAAUUUUUAUCUCUCUCAUAUAAUCAUGUUAAUGGAAGCAUACCAUCUCAUGUCUGCAAUUCUAGUAUGCUUGAGUACCUUAGUUUAUCAAACAACCAAAUAUCUGGAGAAAUUUCUCGAUGCUGGCAAGAUGGUGGAUAUCUUAGCUAUAUUGAUAUGGGAAACAAUAUGCUGGUUGGAGAAAUUCCAAGCUCCUUUGGUAAUCUGAUGGAACUUGAGUUCUUGCACUUGAAUAAUAACAAUUUAAAAGGACAUCUCCCAUCAGCACUGCAAAACUGCAAACGAUUAGUAACUGUCGAUCUUGGUGAUAACAAAUUAUAUGGAAAUAUACCUUCGUGGAUUGGGCAAAGUUGGAAGCAAUUGCACGUACUUCGAUUGCGCUCAAAUAUGUUUAAUGGCAGCAUUGAUCCACAGCUUGGCUAUUUGAGCGAUGUCCAUAUCAUCGACCUUGCAAAUAACAACUUAUCAGGGGCAAUACCGCAUUCAUUUGGAAAUUUCAUUGCAAUGAUGUCAACAUCAGCAAAGCAACUUCCACGUUUUUUUUCAAUGGAUAUGGAAACUGACAAUAUAACUUUAGUUACAAAAGGUGAACAAUUUACCUUUUCAUCUAUUCUUUAUCUCAUGAAGAGUAUAGACCUUUCAAAUAAUGGUUUGACAGAUGAGAUUCCUGAAGAAUUAGGACAUCUUGUUGGACUCAACACUCUGAAUUUAUCAAGAAACUAUUUUAGAGGCAAGAUACCAGAGAGUAUUGGCAGAAUGAGUUCAUUGGAAACUCUCGAUUUGUCCUUCAAUGACUUAUCUGGGACUAUACCUCAAGGCUUAUCAAAACUAAAUGCUUUGGAUCAUUUGAAUUUAUCUUACAACAACCUAUCAGGAAAUAUUCUCUUCGGAAAUCAACUUCAAACACUGGAUGAUGCAACCAUUUAUAUUGGCAAUCCUAAUAUGUGCGGAGACAUCAUAAAUAAGAGUUGUUUUCAUGGGGAUAAUACCAAUAUGACAAGCGAAGAACAUGCAAUAUUGUCGCCGAUGCUAUCAUUGUAUCUUAUUAGCGCACUUGGAUAUUUAGUUGGAUUGUGGAGUGUGUUUGUCCUCCUCUUAUUUAAGAAAAAAUGGAGGUUCUCUUACUUCAACAAGGUGGAUGAAGUGAAGUUUAUAAUAAAGUUUAUGUUCAACAAGGUGGAUGAAGUUUAUAAUAAAGUUUAUGUGGCAAAGAGAAGAUUGAAUAGGAUAGCGAAUGAUUAG